UGACGCAGAGAGAUCAUUUGAUUAACAAAGAAGUCUGAAUGCAGCAUAGCCUCAAAAAUAGGUGUGUAUCUUAAUCUCAUUUGUGUAAACCAGAAAUUUACAAAAGGGAAAAAACUAAACACCCUCCUCUUAAGUGGAACAAAGCAUUCAAACUCAACCACUUUGCUGAAGGACUCCUGACAAUCUACUUAACUUUGCACGAUGGAUGAGCUAGAUGAGACUCAGCUGAAGAAUCAUGUGGACAGUCUGAAGCAGCAGCUACAGUUUAACAGAGAGAAAACAUCUGUCACGAUUCCAGAGUUAACUAAAUGGAUCGAGGAGAAAAUGAACGAGGAUCCAUUUCUGAAUCCAGAUGUACUGAAGGACAACCCGUGGGUGGAGUCAAGUAAAUGUGUGAUAAUAUAGCGCAGGAGCUGUCACUCAUCACUAUGGC
Carassius auratus (goldfish) is the source of this 433-nucleotide messenger RNA. RefSeq names its product guanine nucleotide binding protein (G protein), gamma 13a (gene gng13a). Gene Ontology annotation, cellular component: heterotrimeric G-protein complex. The record is from RefSeq and is a predicted model, not a curated record. NCBI's taxonomy places the organism in Eukaryota, Metazoa, Chordata, Actinopteri, Cypriniformes, Cyprinidae. Gene Ontology annotation, biological process: phospholipase C-activating G protein-coupled receptor signaling pathway; sensory perception of taste. Gene Ontology annotation, molecular function: G-protein beta-subunit binding. The coding region runs from base 202 to 405 and encodes 67 amino acids. The transcript has 3 exons.